Ilex paraguariensis (yerba mate) is the source of this 2154-nucleotide messenger RNA. NCBI's taxonomy places the organism in Eukaryota, Viridiplantae, Streptophyta, Magnoliopsida, Aquifoliales, Aquifoliaceae. The record is from the annotation of a GenBank genome assembly.
GGACAGAGACAGUGCCAGAACACCUCCCUUUGUGAGUAUGUUUCUGAAAAAAACCUCCCACACCCGGAACUUUAAAGCCGGGUUCAAAUUCGGACCAGAAACGCGUACAGCACCCUAAUUUUGCAAUUCAAUCGAUCAGAAUCAAUUCGAAUCGAGAGAGACAUCUCUCAACAAUGGGGGAUUUCAACCUAGCCCUCGUGAUCGUCGCCAUUAUCGUCUGCAUACUGGUCUUCAUAUUCAAUGUCUACCUCCUUAUCAACUACCAACACCCCGACGACGCCAACCAGGCUUAUUUCCCCAAAUUCGUCGUCGUUCUGGGUCUCUCCGUUGCCGCAAUAUCCAUUCUCAUGUUGCCGGCAGAUAUCGCCAAUCGGCAGGCCUGUCGUCACGCGAUUUACAACGGGGCGUGUAAUCUUACUCUCCCGAUGAAGGAUCUCUGGCUCGCUAUCUACAUUCUCGAUGCUGUUCUCGUCUUCUUCGUUAUUCCUUUUGCUAUGUUCUACUACGAAGGCGACCAGGAUAAGAGUAUUGGAAAACGGAUCAAAAGCGCAUUAUUGUGGGUGAUAACUACAGCUAUUGUUUGUGCUCUAUUACUCGGCAUUCUCUAUGGACUUGUUGGAAAGGUGGAUUUCACUGUUAGACACCUCUCGUCGGCCACUACUCCCUUCCCUAGUACAUGGGGCUUCUCUAGCAGUCAACAAUGUAUCGGUGGUAGCGGCUCACACCAGUGUUCUGCAUAUUUGGCUAGUGCUUCAUCAGAGACAACAUGGACAAUGCUCACUACAUUCCCGGAAUAUGUUGUUGCAUUGGCUACAAUCGUCGGAUCUGUACUUUUCUCUAUAUUUGGCGGUGUUGGCAUUGCUUGUCUGCCAUUGGGACUUGUAUUUUCAUUCAUUAGGCGUCCAAAGGCUGUUAUCACUCGUUCACAGUAUAUCAAGGAGGCAACCGAACUUGGUAAAAAAGCGAGAGAAUUAAAGAAAGCAGCUGAUGCACUCCAUCAGGAAGAAAGGAGUGGGAGCAAGGGAAGAAAAUGGCGCAAAAAUGUCAAGACAGUAGAAAAGGAGUUGCAUCUACUGGAAGAUGAUGUCAAGGCAUUAGAAGAGAUGUACCCUCAAGGUGAAAAGGCUGAGACUGCUUGGGCUAUGACCGUUCUUGGCUACUUGGCCAAACUUGUGUUGGGGAUUUUAGGAUUGAUUGUUUCAGUGGCAUGGGUUGCACACAUUAUCAUUUAUCUAUUGAUUGACCCUCCACUGUCUCCGUUCCUAAAUGAAGUUUUUGUUAAGUUGGACGACAUUUGGGGUCUUCUGGGUACUGCAGCAUUUGCAUUCUUCUGCUUCUACCUUCUGCUUGCAGUGAUUGCUGGGGCAAUGAUGCUUGGCUUGAGACUAUUUUUCAUUACAAUUCAUCCCAUGAAGUGGGGAGCGACUUUGAUGAACUCUUUUCUUUUUAAUGUGGGACUUAUUCUUCUUUGCUCCAUCAGCGUGAUUCAGUUCUGUGCCACAGCAUUUGCAUACUAUGCACAAGCUACUUCCGCUCAAGAAAUUUUUGGACACACCUUGCAAUCUCUUCGCGGAAUCAAAUAUUUGUACAAGUACAAUGUUUUUCAAAUUGCAUUUAUUGUUCUAGCGGGGCUGACAUUUGUGUAUUAUGCAGCUUUUGGAUGGAGAAGAAAAAAGCCUAGUGGCAGGUUCCAGCUUUCCACUUGAAUCAUUUAGUGUCUCGAAGAACAUGCGCUUGACUAGAUCUUCCAGAAUACCGAGUUUUAUCAGCUACAUUAGAGGCAAUUUGAUGUUCAAAUGAUUGUGGCCUACUUUGUUUAAUGUUGUUAUCUGAAGAAGUAGGCAUAAACCGAUGAGUUGAUGACUCCAGUGCAAGUGGUGUUGUGACUGCUGUUGCUGCUCUCUGGUUGUUUCACCACUUUGUGUAUUCUUUCUUGGUGGUGGUUGUUAUAAGGAGGCUUGGUUAAUGUAUUUUUCUCUAGUCAUUUGGGGGGCUUGGUAUAGAACUACCGGUUAUGGAAUGUAUCAUCAAUGAGAACAAAAAUUUCUUGAACAUUCUGCCCGUGUUGACUUUUUUGUGUACAUACUUUGAGGAAACCCUUGGUUUUCCAACUAUAAAUUUGCUUGUGAAAGUUAUUUGUAGAAAAUUGUUUAA